AUGAAGGAUGCUGCCCCGGAUAACCCUGAUUAUACUUACCCUUCAUUCCCGAAUGGCAGCAAAAAUUAUGACAGUACUUCAGAAGAUAUUUCAUCUCAUAGCCCCUCUGAUAAUGGAAGCAAUGAGAGUCUUGGGAAUUUUAUAGAAGUGAUUUCUUAUGCUGAAUUGGUCACCUGCAUUUUCGGAGCCGUGGGGAACGGGAUUGUCAUCUGGCUUCUCGGCUUCCGCAUUAAGAGGAAUCCUUUCAGCACCUACGUCCUGAACUUGGCUGUGGCUGAUUUUGGGGUCCUCCUAUCAGUUAUAGUUAAUACUGUUUCCCCCUGGUUAAUAUUUAUUGCUAGUUUCGAUAACAUUUUAAUGGUGUCCUUUAACCUGAUCCUGUUAAUGUACAGCACUAGUCAAUUUCUCCUGACGGCUAUCAGCAUUGACAGGUGCGUGGCCGUCUACUUCCCACUUUGGCACCGAUGCCACCGGCCCCCACAUUUGUCCACCAUUGUAUGCGCACUCGUAUGGGUCCUCUCCGUCCUGCUUACUGCAAUUACCGGCACUCUACAAAGCCUAAAUCUAUAUGUAAUAGGAAUUGAAGGAUAUUACCAGUUUAUGGUGAAUGCCGCGCUUUGCCUCCCAGUCAUAACUAUUGCCACCGUGUCCCUGUUCGUCAAAGUCUGUUUGAAAGCUCGACAGCAUCGGAGGGGAAGGCUUUUGACCAUCGUCUUGCUGACUCUUCUCUUCUUCCUCCUCUUUGCUUUUCCACUGAAUGUCAUGAAGAUCCUCUCUGAUCUCGGUUAUGUUCAAGUAUACAUGCCAUAUGGUGCACUUCUUGCAAGCUUGUAUUUCCUGACAGCCAUCAGCCUGGAGAGAUGUCUCUCUGUCCUCUUUCCAAUCUGGUAUCGAUGCCAUCGACCAAGGAGGUCUUCUAUUGUGGUCUCCUUCCUCCUCUGGAUCAUCCCUGGCUUACUUUCUGGAAUGUUGUUGGCGUUUGAUUAUUAUUUCCUCGAUGAAAAGUAUCUUAAGGUGCUGAAUGCUAUUUUCACUGUCAACCUCCUGGUUUUUACUCCCAUUAUGGUUGCUUCCACUCUGAUAAUGUCCAUCAAGAUCUUCUGUAGCUCCCAGAAACGUCAGCCACCCAGGCUUUACAUCACCAUUUUAGUCACACUCCUGUUCUUUAUCAUCUUUGCUGUUCCAUUAAGUGUGAUGCAUUUUAUCGGUCUCAACAGUGACCAUCUUUCUUACAUUCAAUAUGACACUUCUUUCCUCUUUACCUCAUUCAACAGCAGCAUCAACCCCAUCAUAUACUAUUUUGUUGGGAGAGACAGGAAAAGAAACAGGGGAUCCUUGAAGGUUGUGCUGAAAAGAGCAUUCAGGGAUGAAGCAAUGUGUCAAGGCGGGACUUAG
Molecule: messenger RNA, 1395 nt
Organism: Gekko japonicus
Lineage: Eukaryota; Metazoa; Chordata; Lepidosauria; Squamata; Gekkonidae
Product: mas-related G-protein coupled receptor member D-like
Biological process (GO): G protein-coupled receptor signaling pathway
Cellular component (GO): membrane
Molecular function (GO): G protein-coupled receptor activity
Source: RefSeq, a predicted model, not a curated record